Messenger RNA from Blastomyces dermatitidis ER-3, 1044 nucleotides. Its product is annotated as oxidoreductase. Gene Ontology annotation, molecular function: oxidoreductase activity, acting on NAD(P)H. Lineage: Eukaryota; Fungi; Ascomycota; Eurotiomycetes; Onygenales; Ajellomycetaceae. The coding region runs from base 1 to 1044 and encodes 347 amino acids. The transcript has a single exon. The record is from RefSeq and is a predicted model, not a curated record.
AUGUCUACCAACUAUGCAGCUUUCCUUGCUGGACACAAGAAGAAGCCCCUUUCUGUGCGUGAAGCCGAGGAUAGGUAUGCGGACGAAAAUGAGAUCGUGAUCAAGAAUGCCGCAGUUGCCAUGAACCAGCUCGACUGGAAAAUGCAGGACACUCCAUGGGCUAUGUUCAAGUACCCAUUGAUUCUGGGUGUGGAUGUCGCCGGGGAAGUAGUCGAAGUGGGUAGCGAUGUCACUCGAUUCAGCAUUGGCGAUCGCGUCCUCGGUCACGCCCUGAGCUUUAUAACGGAGGACGAAAGGCACGGGGGAUUCCAAAAUUAUACCGUUCUCUUUUCGAACAUGGCAUCGCCUAUUCCGCCAUCCCUACCAUUUGAAAGUGCAGCUGUGCUUCCUUUAGGAGUGUCGACUGCAUCGGCCGCAUUAUUUCACGAGGACGGCUUAGCCCUCCCCAAGCCCAGUUUGAAUCCGACAAAGACGUCUACAACCGUUCUAAUUUGGGGUGGAACGAGUAGUGUCGGCAGCAACGCUAUCCAGCUAGCAGUCGCUGCUGGGUGCGAUGUCAUUGUGACGGCAUCGCCCAGAAACUUCGCUGCCGCGAAACGACUGGGUGCAGAUCAUGUAGUAGACUAUAAUGACGCAUCCGUGAUCGACAAGUUAAAGGAGGCGUUUCGAGGCAAGAAACUUGCUGGUGCCUUGGAUGCGAUUGGAACAGAAAAGACGUUCAAGCAGACUUCAGAGGCAGUCUCUCAGGUUGAUGGGGUUAAAACCGUCACCUCGACGAUCGAUGAUCUCGAAGAUGCGUGGGUGCCUCCAGGUGUGACAGGAAAGGCCAUCCUAGCAGUAAGCAUCCGGGGGCUAGAGGGUGAGGAUAUGGACAAGAAUGUAGGAAAGAUGGUAUAUGAAGAUUUCUUGCCGGAUGCCCUUAAGGCGGGGAGGUACAGCAUAGCACCAGAUCCACUAGUCGCCGGAAAAGGGCUUGGAGCUAUUCAGGACGCCCUCGAAACCUCAAAGCGUACACUGGGGAAGAAGGUGGUUGUAAGCAUUUAG